AUCUCUCUCAUUUAGAAACACUCAAAAAUUUUCUCUCUUUAUUGCUUUCACUUAACUCUUUUAUCCUUUAGUUGCUACUUCAAUGUCUCACCACCACUAUGAAACCAACCCUCAUUUCGUUCAGUUUUCCUUGCAGGAUCAACAUCCCGGUGGUCCUUCUAGCUCAUGGAACUCUCCGCACCAUCAUCAGAUCCCACAGGCUCACUCAGUUGCUCCACCGAGGGUGAAAAUAAAGACUCGGGAACGCCAGCAGACCGAGCCACCUGAAACAAUCCAUGAAUCACCUUCCUCAAGACCCUUGCCACUGAGACCGGAGGAACCAUUACCACCACGCCAUAAUCCAAACUCUGCCAGGCCAUUGCAAUUGAGCCCUGAGGAGCAACGACCUCCACACCGUGGCUAUGGAUCUGAACCAACUCCAUGGAGAACAGCUCCAAGACGACCAGUGCAUCAACCUGGUCCUAAGAGGACCAAACCCAUGACAUUGCCAGCCACAAUCUGCUGUGCAAUGCUCCUGAUCGUCCUAAUUUUAUCUGGUCUCAUUCUCCUCUUAGUCUACCUCGCCAACCGUCCACGCUCACCAUACUUCGACAUCUCAGCAGCAACCCUAAACACCGCCAAUCUGGACAUGGGAUAUGUUCUAAAUGGAGAUCUCGCUGUUGUGGUAAACUUCACAAACCCAAGCAAGAAAAGCAGCGUGGACUUCAGCUACGUGAUGUUCGAGCUCUACUUCUACAACACACUCAUAGCGAGCGAACACAUAGAGCCAUUCAUUGUACCAAAGGGAAUGUCAAUGUUCACAAGCUUCCAUCUCGUCAGCAGUCAGGUACAAAUUCAGAUGAUUCAGAGCCAGGACUUGCAGCUGCAGCUUGGAGCCGGUCCAGUGUUGUUGAACUUGAAAGGAACGUUUCACGCUCGCUCGAACCUCGGUUCGUUAAUGAGAUACUCUUAUUGGUUGCACACACAGUGCAGCAUCUCGUUGAAUACUCCUCCUACAGGGACAUUGCGAGCAAGAAGAUGCAGUACAAAACGCUAGCGAUUUGCAGCAUUCUGACUAAAUAAAUUGCUUCUUUUCUUGAUACAUUUGAUGAUAAUUUAGGCAAAUAGAUUGAUUUUGUAUUUUGAAUAAUAGAAUUGAUCUAAAAUUGUAUGUAAUUUGAUAAUAUCAAUAGAGAUGAAGAUAUGUUAUCUAAAAAUCCAUAGUUAUUUAUUUUGAUUAUAAUGUUGUAGCUAGCUUUAAUUAUGUAGAAAGAAGAUCUUAUAUUACUUUUGUAAAAGUGAAAUAUGUGCGAAUAAAGUGUUUAACUUUGU
This is a messenger RNA of Arabidopsis arenosa, 1311 nucleotides long. The record is from the annotation of a GenBank genome assembly. Lineage: Eukaryota; Viridiplantae; Streptophyta; Magnoliopsida; Brassicales; Brassicaceae.